This is a messenger RNA of Amoebophrya sp. A25, 305 nucleotides long. Lineage: Eukaryota; Dinophyceae; Syndiniales; Amoebophryaceae. The record is from the annotation of a GenBank genome assembly.
CGCGAUUAGCUUUGAUAUUUGUUGACGACGCAUCCAAGUACGCAGUUGGUCGAGGAAUUUCUUCGAAUGAUUUGGCUCCGAAAGUUCUGAAGGAGAUCAUUGAGGACCUUCGAACGAAGUUGGGCGCGAAAGGCACGAACAUGACUCCAAGUGGGAAGAUCAUCGUUGCAGGUAUCAGGUCGGAUAACGAAAGCGUACUCCGUUCCACCGAGUGGCGAUCGACAGCAAGCAAACUACAACUGAACGAGCUUCACAGUAUUCCUUAUAAGCCACAAGGCAACUCCGUCGUAGAGCGGUUAGUGGGG